AUGUCCACCUCCGCCUUCGCUUCCGCCUCCGCCGUGCCCGCGCCCGCGCCCGCGCCCGGGCCGAGGCGGCCGCUGCGCGGGGUGGUCUUCGACAUGGACGGCACCCUCACGGUGCCCGUCAUCGACUUCCCGGCCAUGUACCGCGAGGUCCUCGGCGGGGACGCGGCGUACGCCGCAGCGCGCACCACGGGCGGAGGCGCUGUCGACAUCCUCCACUGCAUCGAGGACUGGGCGCUCGACAAGCAGCGCCACGCGUACGAGCAUAUGGUGUUUGAUCACAUCACUUACAGUUUACACAUAGAAACUAAAUUACUAGAGUUUGUUCACAUCACUAACAUGAAUCAUCAAUUCAGACAAGGGGCUUCGGAGCUAUGCGGCUUCCUGGACGCCAAGCAGAUCAGAAGAGGUUUGAUCACCCGUAAUGUGAAGGACGCAGUCGAUUUGUUUCACCAAAGAUUUGGUAUGACGUUCACUCCUGCACUGAGUAGAGAAUUUCGCCCCUAUAAGCCAGAUCCUGCUCCACUGCUUCACAUAUGCUCCACUUGGAACAUUCCACCACACGAAGUGAUCAUGGUCGGCGACAGUCUCAAGGAUGAUUUUGUUUGUGGAAAGAGGGCAGGAGCUUUUACUUGCUUGCUUGAUGAGACGGGGCGAUAUGGUCCACAUGAUUCAUUACCUGAGCAAGUGAAACCUGACUUCAAGAUGUCCUCUCUAACAGAAGUAUUCACUGUGAUGGAGGAGCAUUUUGAUUUGGCACCAGUGCCUGCUGAGAGUAGAAUAUGA
Miscanthus lutarioriparius is the source of this 783-nucleotide messenger RNA. The record is from the annotation of a GenBank genome assembly. Lineage: Eukaryota; Viridiplantae; Streptophyta; Magnoliopsida; Poales; Poaceae.